GAGGUUUUUCGAUGCGCUGGAAACAAAAGCCACAUUUAACCUUGACAUCAUGCAUCUUACAUCAUUUGUUGAUUGUUAAUAUGUCAAAUGAUGAUUGUAAUUUCGAUGAUAUUCAAAGCUUGGAGAUGGAAUUCCUCAAUUCCAUGUUUGAAGGCACUCCAAAUCAUUCUUUGUUGAAGUAUGAUAAGGUAUCACGUUGUGGAUCUUUUAUAUUUCAUCCUCACUUCCCGCAACCUAUCGAAUUAGUUGGACCAAAAACAAAAAUGAAGCUAAGAAAUGAUUUCACCAUCGAGUCUGCACCAGAUGAGACAAAUAAAUACCGCUACAUUCUACAGUAUUUACCUAUAAUUACUUUAACUUUUAUUCUGCCAUCAAGUUACCCUGGACUUAUUCCUAAUGUAUCAAUACCGAAAUUCUCUUUGUCAUCUAUUUGGUUGCCUAUUAGUAUACUUAGUGAAUUGGAAAGAAAACUAACCGAAAUAGCUAAUGAUAAUCUGGGUGAAAUAACUCUUUCUUCGUGUAUAGAGUUUCUUCAAAAUGAAUUCUUCCACUUCUUGAUUAACAAAGUCGAUGAAAAUCAUGAAUCCAACACAUUUGACCUUUUCAAAUUCUAUGCAUAUUACACAACAGAAAUGAAGUUUCCUAUUCAAGAUUGUUGUGAUUUUUUGCUUUCCAAUAAUGAUGACCGAUUGGAUGUUGAAUUUAACGAGUCUCUAAUUGAAUGUCCUGUGUGUUUUGACACUAAGAAAGGCAAUCGAUUUGUCCGUUUUAUGAAGUGUAAAUGUGUUAUAUGUCGAGACUGUACAGUUGAGUGUUUUAAGAUUGCAGUAAAAGAAUCAUUAUUUAAUGGAGCGUUAUCAUGCCUGAAUUGUAAUGAAGAAGUUAGUCACUCAGAAGUUCGGCAUAUCUUACCUGAAGAUGUAUAUGAGAGAUAUGAAAGUUUGGUUUAAAACGAGGCUUAGACUUUAUGCGAGAUGUGGUCGCCUGUCCUAGGCAACAAUGUGAACAUCCGGUUAUUUUGGAUUCAGAAAACCUUGGACGAUGUCCUCGAUGUGAAUUAAGCUUUUGUCCUAUGUGUUUAAAACUUAUCAUGGUGUAGAACCUUGUAAAAUUAAAUUGAUAAGGUCUAGUUUAAAUGAAAAUAUGGAGAGUACAAGCACAACGUUGUCAGUAGAUAAUGAAGCCUUAUUAUCCCGAAUGAGAGAAGAAGAGGAAUCAGAGAAGGUAAUACUUGAAAAGUACAAACUAUGCCCUGGUUGUUGGACACCGUGUGAAAAGAUAACCGGUUGCAAUAAAAUGAAAUGUUCAUAUUGUCAUUUAACAUUUUGUUGGUUAUGCCUUGAAGGUAUCUAUGAUUAUCUACAACCGUAUUCUCACUUUUCUAAAGGACAGUGUAAAGAUCAACUUUGGACGGAUAAUCCUGUUGAGUAAAUGUUGCAUAUUUUUUAUUCAUCGAUGUGUUGAAUGAUCACAUCAAGUAUUUUGUACACAUACUGGGUGUAUUCUACCUUUAAUUUCGCUUAAUUUUUGACAUUUUGUAAAUUUUUUCAUGAGAAAAAGAAAUAUAAGAAAAUGAAAAGAUAAGUGGCUCAGUGAAGAGGCUAUUUUCGAUGAAUUCAUUCACUUAACUGUACAAUCCCAUUUAUUAUACAAUUUCUAGUGAGAAUGUACUUUGGUUUUGAGAUAAUGGAGAAUAUUUGUAGCUCAG
Molecule: messenger RNA, 1708 nt
Organism: Heterobilharzia americana
Lineage: Eukaryota; Metazoa; Platyhelminthes; Trematoda; Strigeidida; Schistosomatidae
Source: the annotation of a GenBank genome assembly